CCUAUAGUAACUGACGUGUCAUCCAGGAAGCGGAAGCGCUGUGCCUUACGACCAAAGUUUGUUUUGCCUUUUGGCUAAAAACAGGAAAACUUCAGCAACUUGUCUUGGUUUUUAUGAAACUAUAGUAACAUUAAUCGACUUUAUUGUAGUUUAAAGAACAAAAGCAGGCGGUAAUGGGGGGAACCGCGAGUAAGUUGCCGAAAGAUCUUCUAUCGGAGUAUCAGGAGCUUACAUUUCUCACAAAGCAAGAAAUCUUACUGGCACACAAAAGAUUCGCUGAACUCCAGGGCAGAGAAAAUGGGCCGUACAGCUCCAGGGUGUCCAUGGAGAAGGUCCUUACGCUUCCUGAACUGAAGUCCAACCCCUUCCGGAAAAGGAUAUGUCACGUCUUCUCGACGUCUGACAUGAGGGAUGGCAGCUUGAGCUUUGAGGAUUUCCUGGACCUCUUGAGUGCCUUCAGUGAUUCAGCAACCCUGGAAAUCAAGUCCCAUUAUGCCUUCCGGAUCUUUGACUUUGACGAUGACGGUACACUUGAUACUAGAGAUCUGGAGAAGCUGGUGAACUGUCUGACUGGCGAGACGGACGACACCCGUCUCACUGCAGAGGAGAUGAGGCAGCUCAUAAGCAAUAUCCUGGAGGAGUCGGACAUCGAUAAAGACGGAACGGUGAACCUCUCCGAAUUUCAGCAUGUCAUCUCCAGAUCUCCAGAUUUUGUCAGUUCAUUCAAGAUUGUGUUGUGAAGUUUACACAGAAUGGAAGCCACUUUCCGGUCCAGAUUUUUCACCUGCGCCUUUAAUCUGUCAAUAACACGACGUCCUAAUUGUGAAUGUAUUCUCUCGUUUAAUAUUUCUACUGUUUAUAUGUUUGAAAACAUUUUUUACUCCCUGUUAAAUAAAUCUACUUUCUAUCUUGUAUUUUAGACCAUAUAUUUGUACCUAAUUUAAUAAACUCUAAUACUGCAA
Molecule: messenger RNA, 962 nt
Organism: Megalobrama amblycephala (Wuchang bream)
Lineage: Eukaryota; Metazoa; Chordata; Actinopteri; Cypriniformes; Xenocyprididae
Gene: cib1
Product: calcium and integrin binding 1 (calmyrin)
Exons: 7
Coding region: 174-740 (188 amino acids)
Molecular function (GO): calcium ion binding
Source: RefSeq, a predicted model, not a curated record